Messenger RNA from Beta vulgaris subsp. vulgaris (sugar beet), 1388 nucleotides. RefSeq names its product deoxyhypusine synthase. Gene Ontology annotation, cellular component: cytoplasm. Gene Ontology annotation, biological process: peptidyl-hypusine biosynthetic process. The record is from RefSeq and is a predicted model, not a curated record. The coding region runs from base 182 to 1264 and encodes 360 amino acids. Lineage: Eukaryota; Viridiplantae; Streptophyta; Magnoliopsida; Caryophyllales; Amaranthaceae. Gene Ontology annotation, molecular function: deoxyhypusine synthase activity. The transcript is spliced from 7 exons.
UUCAAAACAAAAAAAAAAAAAAAAAAAAAACAAAACUUGCUUUUACAAUAGUUUUCAGGGUUUUAGCCCUGAGAGCUCAAUCUGUGAAUCUUAAACCCUUUUCCUCAAACUGUGAUUUCUGUUGCAAAAUUAUCUCAACUACUCAAAUUAUCUUCUCAUAGUUUCAAUUAAAGAAACGAAAAUGGAAGACAAUACUAUGGCAUCGGUUCACUCCACAGUUUUCAAAGAAUCAGAAACCCUAGAAGGAAAAUGCAUCAAAAUUCAGGGCUAUGAUUUUAAUCAAGGAGUAAAUUAUUCGCAACUCGUAAAAUCUUUCAUUUCCACUGGUUUCCAAGCAUCAAAUCUUGGAGAAGCCAUUGAAGUAGUAAAUCAAAUGCUAGAUUGGAGGCUUUCAGAUGAAGUACCUGCCGAAGACUGUAGUAUGGAGGAGAGAGAUUCUGAUUACAGAAAUUCUGUGAGGUGCAAAGUAUUCCUUGGGUUUACAUCAAAUUUAAUUUCAUCUGGGAUUCGUGACACGGUUCGAUAUCUUGUUCAGAAUCAUAUGGUUCAUGUGAUUGCUACAACUGCUGGUGGGAUAGAAGAAGAUCUUAUUAAAUGUCUUGCACCUACAUUUAGAGGUGAAUUUUCUCUACCUGGAGCUCAAUUACGUUCAAAAGGAUUGAAUCGGAUUGGUAAUUUGUUGGUUCCCAAUGACAACUACUGCAAAUUUGAGGAUUGGAUUAUUCCCAUAUUUGAUAAAAUGUUAGAGGAGCAAAAUUCAGAGAAGAUUACAUGGACACCAUCUAAGGUGAUUGCUCGUUUGGGAAAAGAAAUUGAUGAUGAAAGUUCAUAUCUUUAUUGGGCGUACAAGAACAAUAUUCCUGUCUUCUGCCCUGGUUUAACAGAUGGAUCACUAGGGGAUAUGUUAUAUUUUCAUUCAUUCCGCAACCCAGGUUUAAUUAUUGAUAUCGUGCAAGAUAUUAGGGCGAUGAACGGUGAGGCUGUUCAUGCAGCUCCUAGGAAGACUGGAGUGAUAGUUCUUGGGGGUGGAUUGCCAAAGCAUCAUAUUUGCAAUGCCAAUAUGAUGCGUAAUGGCGCAGAUUAUGCAGUUUUUGUCAAUACUGCUCAGGAGUUUGAUGGUAGUGAUUCAGGUGCUCGUCCUGAUGAGGCCGUGUCCUGGGGAAAGAUUCGAGGAUCUGCAAAGACUGUUAAGGUGCACUGUGAUGCUACUAUUGCUUUUCCUCUAUUAGUUGCUGAGACUUUUGCUGCUAAGAGAAAAAAUUAAAGCUGAUGCCCGUUUCUGAUCUCAAAGGGUUGCCUUUUGUUUCAAGUUAUUGAUACAAUUUGGAGCAUGCUGCUAAAGUAACAUGAAACGCUGUCAAUCCAUAAAUGCGAGGGGCGAAAUAAGG